CGGACUGUCAUUUGUUUAACCGCAGAACGGACUGUAUUAUACUACGAAGCGUUUCUAAAACUUUGCAAUAAAGUUCAGAAUGGUAUGAAAUACUGGUAAACAAAAACGAAGUUCAGGCAAUUUAGGAUGAGCAGUGUUUUGUACCGUAGAGUGUUUUUCCGGAUCGUGGGUGCCUCUGUAGGUUAUGUCGCCGCCGCACAGAUGUAUGCAUCAUACAAAAUGAACUAUGGCCGUGAAAUUAAUUACACAAGUCGCUGGUAUGACGAACUUUCUACUGAGGAAAAAGAAAAGGUUAUAAAGUCCCGCACCAACAUUGUGCAGGUUUUAAGAAACCUUUAUGAGAUGAAGGAAAUUUCUAACAAAAAAGAUGUAUUUGUGGAAAAUGCAAUUGCUGAAGAUCCAUAUAUGACAAUGGUGGGGCGAGAAGAAAUAUUAAAGUGUUUUUCAUUGAUGCCAAUCGUUUUUAAUGAAGUGAAGACUGAAAAGUUUGAAGUCCAGCAUAUGCCAAAAGAAAUUCACAUUUCACAGCAAAGAUCUUUAAAGUUUAAAACACCAGCUGUAACACAAGAACGUUCCGGAACGUUGGUUGUUAAGUUAUCCGAAACAAACGGCGAGGAAAAAGUUGCAUCUAUUUUCGAUUGCUGGAACAAUCGGCCUGUAAUUGGGCCAAAGAACAGUUCUCUUUUUGGCUAUCCAAUUUACAUGAUGCGUAGAGUAAAUACUUUGUACAUGAUGAUAAUAUGUCCUUUAACUACAACAGGAGAUGUUUUAUACGAUUCCACUAUCGGUGUCAAAAAUUUUAUGUUCAAUGAUUCAGAGACGGAAUCAAGUGACCAAAAAUUGCUUGAAACUCCAAAGCCAAGAACUGUGUGAUUACCUUAAAAUGAAGUAUUUAUGUUUAAAAUUAAUUUCUUAUUGUUGAUUUUUGGCAUAUUCUUAAUACCAACUUUAGUUAUUAUGCUAUUGCUAUAAAUCCUAUUUUUAGACGGACACACCUAGCAGUUUUUUUCAGCUAAGAAUAUGUCACAACUAAUAUAUCGAAAACUGAGAGGUCCUGCUUAUAUUAUCUUGAUUGUGAUAGUCUUACGCAUUUUCUACUACCUACUUUCAUCUGGUGAGACUGUGCAAGUAGUACCAGACAAAGCAAGCAUGACUCAAAAACAACUGGUUUUCACUAAAAGACGACCAGUUUUCACUGAAAAACAACCGGUUUUUACUCGAAAACAACCGGAUUUCACUAAAAAACAACCGGUUUUUACUCAAAAACAACCGGUUUUCACUCAAAAACAUCUUAAACACAGACUAAAAAACAACCAGUUUCUACCACAAGUACAUCUUGCAAGGUCAACAUCCCCAAAAAAAUCACCCGCUACUAGCACUGCUAACCAAAAUUAUACUGGACUAUACAAACCAGUCUGGUCAUCUUUGGAUUCUCGACCGUUACCGCAGUGGUUUGAUAAUGCAAAAUUUGGAAUUUUUAUUCAUUGGGGUGUGUAUUCAGUACCCAGUUUCUAUAAUGAAUGGUUCUGGUGGUACUGGAAAGGACCUGAACCCAAAAGUUCGAUAAAGGAAUUCAUGAAAAAGAAUUACCCAUCUGUAACCAGUUAUACCGAGUUUGAAAUUAAUUUUACAGCUUCCAAUUUUAAACCAGAUGAUUGGGCUGAGCUCUUCCAUGAAUCUGGGGCAAAGUAUGUCGUUUUCACAACCAAACACCAUGAAGGAUUCGCCAAUUGGCCAUCGAAGGUAGGUGGCCAUCGAAACUCCCAACAGCGCGGUCCACACCAGGACUUGGUCGCUGCAUUAUCAACUGCAGUUAGAAAUAAGAAUCUUGCAUUUGGAGUUUACUAUUCACUUUAUGAGUGGUUCAGCAGGGAAUACAACGCAGACAAAUCAAACCAUUUCGAAAGCAAUAAAUUUGUAAAGAACAAAGUCUCUCCUCAGUUACAUGAACUUAUAGAAACAUACAAGCCUGACAUUUUGUUUUCCGAUGGUGAUUUUGGUCCAACAAGCUAUUGGAACACAACUAAUUUUCUUGCUUGGUUAUAUAAUGAUAGCCCAGUCAAGAAUCGCAUAGUCACGAACGACAGAUGGGGAACAGAGGUUCAGAAUCUUCAUGGUGACUACUUUUCUCCUUUCCAUGAACCAGUGGAGACCCCCCAGCAUAAAUGGGAAAUGUGUGUGACUUUGGACAAGCAAUCGUGGGGUUAUAGAAGAGGCAUGAAGGAUGCUGAUGUCUUAACCACUCAGGAAGUGUUAGAAGGUAUGAUACGCGCGAUUAGCAAAGGAGGCAACUAUAUGUUGAACAUUGGCCCAACUGCUGAAGGUAUGAUUCCCACUAUAUUUAGGCAACGCCUUGCAAGUAUUGGAAAGUGGUUGAAGAUAAACGGUGAAGGAAUUUAUGAAACUCAUCCAUGGAAAGUUCAGAAUGAGAGUAACAAUGUGUGGUACACGAUGAAAAAGAGAAAUAUUUACGCUUUUGUUUUAAGGCAACCAGAACAAAAUUCGCUACUGCUUUCAUUUCCAAAGCCUUUGGAAGCUGCAAAAAUAGUCUUGCUUGAAACUAACACAACGUUGAAAUGGACAGACCACUCUGAAGCUAGUUAUGGUUGUGUAGUUUUGUUGCCAAAGGAAAUUAAUGUCCCCUUUACGCUAAGGCUGGAAAAUUUUAACUGAAUAUUGCAAUACAUUCUCGGAAUUAAAGUAGGGUGGUUUCUAAUUGUGUGAAAUAUAUAUAUUGCUUUUUUACUACUAAUAUUGCAGUACUGAUUUUUUUACAAUUCAACUUAUUUUGCCAGAAUUUAAAUUAUUUCUGUUGUUCUGUACCACCUGUGUUUUACGUUGUUACUUUUUUUUUUAUAUUAUGACUUAUUUUGUUGCGUUCGUACUAAACGGUGGCUUUUGCACUUAAAUCAUCACCAU
This is a messenger RNA of Ciona intestinalis (vase tunicate), 2919 nucleotides long. RefSeq names its product tissue alpha-L-fucosidase. Lineage: Eukaryota; Metazoa; Chordata; Ascidiacea; Phlebobranchia; Cionidae. Gene Ontology annotation, cellular component: lysosome. Gene Ontology annotation, biological process: glycoside catabolic process; fucose metabolic process. Gene Ontology annotation, molecular function: alpha-L-fucosidase activity. The record is from RefSeq and is a predicted model, not a curated record.